Chinchilla lanigera (long-tailed chinchilla) is the source of this 3773-nucleotide messenger RNA. RefSeq names its product sodium/potassium-transporting ATPase subunit alpha-4. Bases 425 to 3523 code for a protein of 1032 amino acids. Lineage: Eukaryota; Metazoa; Chordata; Mammalia; Rodentia; Chinchillidae. Gene Ontology annotation, biological process: potassium ion import across plasma membrane; intracellular sodium ion homeostasis; intracellular potassium ion homeostasis. Gene Ontology annotation, cellular component: membrane. The record is from RefSeq and is a predicted model, not a curated record. Gene Ontology annotation, molecular function: ATP hydrolysis activity; ATP binding; P-type sodium:potassium-exchanging transporter activity. The transcript is spliced from 22 exons.
GGCCACCUGCAGGCCUGGGGCUGGAGGCUCCUGUGGCUACUCCCUGUUCGCGCUGUGCCUGCCACCUGCCGAGGACCGCAGCAUCCUCAGCGCCCAGGCCCAGAGCCACCCCCGCCUUACACCGCCUUGCGCCGCUUUGUUCCCUCCCGCCUUUCUGUUGCGGUUGUCGCGUCCUCAGCUCCCACCGCCCUAUCCCGCUCCCUCAUUCCUGACCCUUCCUCCUCCGCUCCUCGCUCCUCAUCGCCUGCUUCUCAGGCCUCUCUCCCCUUCACUUCUGCCGCUGAGCCCCACACGCUGGCCCUUCCUUGGGCUCCUUCCUCCGCUCCAGACCACACGCACAGCCUCAGCGCUUCUCUUCGCAGCUCCCCCUUGCUCGGCUCUCCUCCCACACACUGAGCUGGCCCAAGUGGAUCUAGGGAUAGGCAUGGAGCACGGCGGAAAAAGAGGGAAAGUAAGUCCUCACGAUCGGCAUGCAGGACCAAGGCCCGAAAGGCAGCCUAACCUUAGGAAUACAGAAAAGAUGGAGGUGAAAGGGAAAAAAAAGAAGAAAGACAUAGACGAACUGAAGAAGGAGGUGGUCAUGGAUGAUCACAAAUUAACCUUGGAAGAGCUGAGCACCAAAUACUCCGUGAGCCUGACACAGGGCCAUAGUCCUGAAAAGGCAAAGGAAAUCCUGAUUCGAGAUGGACACAAUACACUUACACCACCCAAAACCACUCCAGAAUGGAUCAAAUUCUGUAAACAACUGUUCACCGGUUUCUCCCUCCUGCUGUGGAUUGGUUCCAUUCUCUGCUUUGUGGCCUACAGCAUCCAGGUGUAUUUCCAUGAGAAAACUGCCAAAGAUAAUCUGUACCUGGGCAUUGUUCUGGCUGUCGUCGUGGGCAUCACUGGCUGUUUCUCCUAUUACCAGGAGGCCAAGAGCUCCAAGAUCAUGGAGUCUUUUAAGAACAUGGUGCCACAGCAAGCCCUGGUAAUUCGAGGUGGAAAGAAGAUGCAAAUUGAUGUACAAGACGUAGUGGUGGGAGACCUGGUAGAAGUGAAGGCUGGAGACAGAAUCCCUGCUGACCUCCGGCUUAUCUCUGCUCAAGGGUGUAAGGUGGACAACUCAUCCUUGACUGGGGAAUCAGAGCCCCAAUCCCGGUCCCCUGAUUUCACCCAUGAGAACCCUCUGGAGACGAAAAAUAUCUGCUUUUUCUCCACCAACUGUGUGGAAGGAACAGCCCGGGGUGUUGUGAUUGCUACAGGAGACUACACAGUGAUGGGCCGAAUUGCCUCACUGGCAUCAGGCCUGAAAACUGGCAAAACCCCCAUUGGUGUUGAGAUCGAACACUUCAUCCACCUGAUAACCGGGGUGGCCGUCUUCCUUGGCGUCACUUUUUUUGUGCUCUCUCUUGUGUUGGGCUAUGGCUGGCUAGAGGCUGUAAUUUUUCUCAUUGGGAUUAUUGUGGCCAAUGUACCUGAGGGGCUGCUGGCUACUGUCACUGUGUGCCUGACGCUGACAGCCAAGCGCAUGGCGCGGAAGAACUGCCUGGUGAAGAACCUGGAGGCGGUGGAGACGCUGGGCUCCACGUCCACCAUCUGCUCAGACAAGACGGGCACCCUCACCCAGAACCGCAUGACCGUCGCCCACUUAUGGUUCGACGGGACUGUGCACAACGCCGACACCAGCGAGGAAUACACUGAAAAAUUCUCCAAGGGCUCUGAUACCUGGUUCAUCCUGGCCCAGAUUGCAGGUCUCUGCAACCGAGCUGACUUUAAAGCUGAACAGGAGCUCCUGCCCCCAGCUAAGCGGGAAACAACGGGGGAUGCUUCAGAGUCGGCCCUCCUCAAGUUUGUGGAGCAGAGUUUCAGCUCUGUGAAGGAGAUGAGAGAGAAAAACCCAAAAGUGGCAGAGAUUCCCUUUAAUUCUACCAACAAGUAUCAGCUGUCCAUCCACUGUUCGGAGGACAGCUCCCAGGGCCACAUGCUGCUGAUGAAGGGCGCUCCGGAGAGGAUCUUGGAGUUCUGCUCCACCUUCCUCCUGCAUGGGCAGGAGUUCCCAAUGGAUGAUGAAAUGAAGAAUGCCUUCCAGGAUGCCUACUCAGAGCUGGGAGGCCUGGGGGAACGCGUGCUAGGGUUCUGCUUCUUGAAACUUCCAAGCAGCUUCCCAGCAGGAUUCCCCUUUAACACAGAUGAGAUAAAUUUUCCCAUGAGUAACCUGUGUUUUGUGGGCCUCAUAUCCAUGAUUGACCCUCCCCGAGCUGCUGUGCCUUCCGCCGUGAGCAAGUGUCGUAGUGCAGGGAUUAAGGUGAUCAUGGUAACCGGGGACCAUCCCAUUACAGCCAAGGCCAUUGCCAAAGGUGUGGGCAUCAUCUCAGAAGGCACAGAGACAGCAGAGGAUAUUUCUGCCCGGCUUGGCAUCCCUGUCAGCCAGGUCAAUCCCAGGAGUGCCAAAGCCAUUGUGGUGCAUGGCUUAGAGUUAAAGGAUAUGAACUCAGAGCAGCUCAAAGAGAUCCUCCAAAACCACACAGAGAUUGUGUUUGCUCGGACCUCCCCUCAGCAGAAGCUCAUCAUUGUGGAGGGCUGCCAGAAGCUGGGAGCCAUUGUGGCGGUGACGGGGGACGGGGUGAACGACUCCCCUGCACUGAAGAAGGCAGACAUCGGCAUUGCCAUGGGCAUCACUGGCUCUGACGUCUCUAAGCAGGCAGCCGACAUGAUCCUGCUGGAUGACAACUUUGCCUCCAUUGUCACAGGCGUGGAGGAGGGUCGCCUCAUCUUUGACAACCUGAAGAAAUCCAUUGCGUACACCCUGACCAGCAACAUUCCUGAGAUCACUCCCUUCCUGCUUUUCAUCAUCCUUGGUAUCCCCUUGCCUCUGGGCACCAUCACUAUCCUCUGCAUUGACCUGGGCACAGACAUGAUACCUGCUAUCUCCUUGGCUUAUGAGACCCCAGAAAGUGACAUCAUGCAAAGGCAUCCACGAAACCCAAAGACUGAUAAUCUUGUGAACCACCGUCUCAUCGGCAUGGCCUACGGACAGAUUGGGAUGAUCCAGGCUGUGGCUGGGUUCUUCACCUAUUUCGUGGUCAUGGCUGAGAAUGGCUUUAAGCCUCUCGAUCUGCUGGGCAUCCGCCUGAAUUGGGACAAUCACUUCCUCAAUAAUCUGGAGGACAGCUAUGGACAGCAGUGGACCUAUGAGCAGAGAAAGGUGGUGGAGUUCACGUGCCAGACGGCUUUCUUUGUCAGCAUCGUGGUAGUGCAGUGGGCUGAUCUCCUCAUCUGCAAGACCCGCCGCAACUCGUUCUUCACGCAGGGCAUGAAAAACAAGAUCUUAAUAUUUGGGCUCCUGGAGGAGACAUUGUUGGCGAUUUUUCUGUCUUAUACUCCAGGCAUGGACAUAGCCCUGAGAAUGUACCCACUCAGGGUAACCUGGUGGUUCUGCGCCCUCCCCUACAGCAUUGUUAUCUUCUGCUACGAUGAAGUCAGGAAACUAACCAUCCGUAAACGGCCUGGCGGCUGGCUGGAGAAGGAGACAUACUACUAAACCCGGCAGAGGAGCUCCAAGUGAUGGGUGUCACAAGAGCUGGGACUAUGAGUUUGAGACAUCUGAGAGCAAAUGAGUUGGGGGCAAAGACACUAGAUGAAUUGCCCUGGAGGAGAGACACAGGCAAUCCUGAGGCUGGACUGAGGGCAUCUCAGCGGGGAGGUGGGGGGGUUGAAGGGAAGCCCAGCCAGGAGGAGGAUGGUCCUGUUGAAUCCAGUAGCCAGUUCAGACAGUAAAUGUUUGGAAUAGA